GAGACGCAGCCUUCAUAUCAAUGGGUGUUUAUUGGUAUUUCAUCCAAACUUGCAAAAGGAGUCUUUAAAACUAUAGAUGGACUUUCAAUAAGACAAGUAUAUAACAAAUGGGCACCAGGCGAGCCCAAUGACAGCAACGGUGAAGAAGACUGCGUUAUACUGCGCCGAGAUGGUACACUUAAUGAUGAUAAAUGCUCCAAAAGGAAUCCAUUCAUUUGCAAAAAGACUCUGGCAUCUCUCAAGUGGAAUGAGGAGUGCAAUGUUCCUUAUAUGGGUACGUGCCUUUUGAUUUUACUUGUUCAGAAUAAAUUGCGUUUCUUCUGCUUAUGCUCUUCUUCUUCUCCAACAUCCCGUCAAGUUUUUUAGGUGCUAGGAUUCCAUUUCUGCCAAAGAGUCCAUCGGUUGGAUACCACCCUCUUAAUUAUUGCAGUCGCUAGAUAACAGUGCUUGUGCUGCUGUAUUUUGGUCUAAAGAAUCUUGAGAGACAUUCUCUAUCUUACUUCUAAGAGGUUAUAACGCAUUCGUAGCUCCCAGUAAGCUGCAGGCGUCCCUGGACCGCAGUAGCCACUCUUACUAUCAGGUUGACUGUACGUUUGUGUGUUACUUCAGUUUUAUAAAAUAAGUCCACUGCUAGACAGAGGUCUCUCCAGAUGUAGGGAGGAUCUGCCACAAUCGUCAUGCUCGGCAGGUUGGUUGGUGAUCAUAAUACUAUUCACUUCUGUCACUUCUUCCCGUUGCCAAAACUAAGUUCAAAACUAGUGAGAUGCGGCAAGUAAAUUCUAUGUAAGAACGUUCGAAGGAGGCGGAGUUAUAGCCGAAAUAAGAAUUUUUAAUUUUUUUGUGUUUUGGCUAUUUUGAUCCCUAGGAGUGUAAUGAGAACUUUUUGCCCCUAUUCAACCAUGACCCCCCAUGACAUCCUCUACAUGAUAGACUAUACAAACUGACUGUGCCUAAAGCUCGAGCCACCCCCCCAAUGUUUUGGUUUUUGGCCAUUUUGACCCCUAGGAGUGUAAUGAGAACUUUUUCCCCUAUUCAACCAUGACCCCCGUGACAUCCUCUACAUGAUAGGCUAUUCAAACUGACUAAGCCUAAAGUUCGAGCCACCCCCCAACUCAUUUCUAGUCUUUACUUCCAAAAAACUAAGAAAUACAUGUUUCAGGAUUUUUUGGAACUUCCACUGCAAAGAGGGUGAUUUAGGUGAUAAAAGCUUGCAUAAAAUUACGUAAUUUUUAAGUAAAGAAUGAAAAUUUGUAUUUAGCCUUGAAAUUUAAAACUAAAAGACACUCUUUUCAGUAUUAUUGACAAUUCUUCCCUAUGGUAUCUAAAAUUAAGGAUGAAAGAUAGUAUGAAGUUAUGCCAUAUUUUAAUUUUAUACUAGCAAUGCUAUAAACAUUACCUUGUAAGCUUAAAAUGCUUUUGUUAGGAGUGGUUUACGACAGUAGACAGUAGUCUAAUAGAGGAUUCGAACAUACGACCUUUUGAGUUCGCGGUCCGCACCCUGUCAUUGGGUUACUUUCGCUUCAAAAAUCUUUGUUAAUACUAUUAAAGACUUUCAAUUCUGUUAUACGCUUUUGAUUAGAAACUAUGUAACACGUGUUUAAGGAUUUUUUGAUACACCACCCUUAAGCGGGAAAAUAGGGGAUAAAAGAAAAAUUAUAAAAUAUUGUAAUGCGGUUUUCAAUCAGGCAGUAUUUUAUUUACUGUAAGUACAAUAAUACACAUGGAAGCAAAAAUAAAAUGGGAUAAGUAGCACAAUAGGUGGUCUUAUCGCUCUGGAUGCGAUUUCUUACAGACAAUCUUUUUAGGCAAAUAAUUAUUUACACGCUAUGAGGUAGAUAGUAUGUAAGUAUGUAUGAGGUAGAAGUGCAUACAUUCUAAUAUUAAGUUAAAUAAAAUAAAAAUAAAAACAAGGGAUGAUGACAGUUCAGAAAAGCAGCAUAGAUACAAGAAAGGACGGGAAGUAGGUAUAUUAAAAGUCUAAUAUUUCCAAGUAAUAAGUUUUCAGUAAAUUUUUAAAGUUAAAGGAAAGAAGGUAUUGAGAAGGAGUAAGUAUAAAUAAUGGCGAUUAUUUUAUUUUAUCUUUUAAUUAUUUUUUAUUUAAAAACUUAAAUGUAACACUAAAGUACAUAAGGCGAGUUUAAUGUCAUGUGGCAUACUCUGCCAGUCAACCCUGGGUGCCAAAGACAAUAGUUGGCAGGUGCGAAUAAAGCGUCAUCAUCAUCAUCAUUACAGCCCUUCACAAGUCCACUGCUGAACAUAGGCCUCCCCCAAAGAAUGCCACAAAGCACGGUCCUGAGCCACCUGCAUCCAUCGACUUCCUGCAUGUCUUACCAGGUCGUCACUUCAUCUCGUGGGGGGACGCCCUACACUUCGCCUACCGGUACGAGGCUGCCACUCGAGAACCUUUCUUCCCCAUCGGUUGUCGGUUCUUCGAGCUAUAUGGCCGGCCCACUGCCACUUCAGCUUACUAAUCCGUUGGGCUAUGUCGGUUACUCUGGUUCUACUGCGGAUAUCCUCAUUCCUAAGUUUAUCACGCAGAGAAACUCCGAGCAUAGCCCUCUCCAUAGCUCGCUGAGCGACCUUGAGCUUCCUCAUACGGCCAGCAGUGAAGGACCACGUCUCAGUUCCAUAGGUCAUCACUGGCAACACGCACUGGUUGUACAAUUUCGUUUUCAGGUUUUGAGGUAUGUCUGACGAGAAGAUAUGUCGUAGCUUCCCGAACGCUGCCCAGCCGAGUUGAAUCCGUCGAUUGACCUCUCGGUCGAAGUUGGACUUACCUAGUCGGACUAUUUGUCCCAGGUAAACAUACUCGUCAACAACUUCGAGCUUAGUGCUCCCAACAACUACCGGCAUAGGUGUGACAUGGACAUUGAACAUGAUCUUUGUUUUGUCCAUGUUCAUCUUAAGACCUAUCCGAAACACUAUCGAGGUCAUUGAGCAUAGUGCUUAGGUCCUCCAGCGAUUCUGCCAUAAGGACUAUAUCGUCGGCAAAUCGAAGGUGAGUGAUGUACUCGCCAUUGAUGUUGAUAACGUAUCCUUUCCAGUCCAGAAGCUUGAAAACGUCUUCCAAUGCAGCGGUGAAGAGUUUCGGGGAUAUGACGUCACCCUGUCUUACACCUCUCUACAAUUGGAUAGGUUUCGUACUCUGGUUCUGUACUCGGAUAGCCAUCGUAGCCCUACUGUACAAGCACUUCAACACUUCGAUAUACCGACAGUCAACUUGGCACCGCUGAAGGGACUGCAGCACCGCCCAAAUUUCGACGGAAUCAAAGGCUUUCUCAUAAUCCACAUACGCCAGACAUAGUGGCAAAUUGUACUCUUCGGACUUCUGUACAAUUUGCCGAAGGGUAUGUAUCCACAUACAUACCCUUCGGCAAAUUAUUAAUAGACCACUCUAUGGUGCUAAAGCCCUUUCGGAAACCGGCUUGUUCGGGAGGCUGGAAGUCGUCAAGUCUGCGCGCGAGACGAUUCGUAAUGACUCUCGAAAACAGCACGUAGACGCGGCUCAGAAGGGAAAUCGGUCUGUAGUUCUUCAAGAGAGCGUUGUCACUUUUCUUGAAGAACAAGACCACCGCACUUCUGCUCCACGCCUCCGGUGUAAUGCCACCAUGGAGGACGGAAUUAAAGAGCUUCUGAAGGACUUCAAGUACCGGUCUUCCACCCGCUUUCAGAAGCUCCGCUGUAAUUCCAUCCUCGCCUGGGGCCUUACCGUUUCUAAGGUGCUGGAGAGCCAUUCUAAUCUCGCUCAGACUGACGUCCGGGAUAUCUUCGGAAUAGUGUCGAAUAAAGCGUACAUGUAUUAAAAUAUAAUAUAUACAUAGUACAUACAUAUCCAACACAUAUUUAAAUAUGCAUAUAUAUACACACACAUAUAUAUAUAUAUAUAUAAUGUGUAUAUAUGCUUAUAAAUAAAUAUCCGUAUGUGAAUAUAU
This is a messenger RNA of Parnassius mnemosyne (clouded apollo), 3932 nucleotides long. NCBI's taxonomy places the organism in Eukaryota, Metazoa, Arthropoda, Insecta, Lepidoptera, Papilionidae. The record is from the annotation of a GenBank genome assembly.